Messenger RNA from Hippopotamus amphibius kiboko, 5627 nucleotides. It is a transcript of the gene CCDC120, whose product is annotated as coiled-coil domain containing 120. The transcript has 10 exons. The record is from RefSeq and is a predicted model, not a curated record. Lineage: Eukaryota; Metazoa; Chordata; Mammalia; Artiodactyla; Hippopotamidae. Bases 2015 to 3880 code for a protein of 621 amino acids.
CACUUUGAAAUGUCUAAAGUUAUUUUGGCCUCUGUUGGCUCUGUUAGCACUGUUUACCUGUCUUCCAGAUGCGGAGAUCUAAGCCUUGAGACUCAAUCUGCAUUGCCGGCAAGAUACCCUUGUCCCUCUCAGCUCUGUUUUUUGUUUUGUUUUGUUUUGUUUUGUUUUUUGGCCAUGCCGCACGGCUUGCAGGAUCUUAGUUUCCCAACCAGAGAUCGAAUCCAUGCCCCCUGCAAUCGAAGCACGGAGUCCUAACCACUGGACCACCAGGGAAUUUUUGGCUCUGAUUUUAUAAACAUCCGCCUUCCCAGCAUCCGUGGUGUCCCACAAGAGGUGGGAGGGGCCACGGCUGAGAGGAUGCUCCCCACCAACAUCCAGCUGCCCACCUUGUGGCUGCUGCCCCCAUCAGCCCCUGGCAGUAAAGGGAGGAAGAAGGGGGAGUGAUGAAAGGGGCCUUUGUGUCCCAUGCCGGAAAUCUCACACCCAGGAAGAAAGGUGGGCAGGGUGGCGGGAGGCCUCAGUAGCAUGUAGACUGGGCGUUGUUGAUACAGAGCAAGUUCCUCUCCAGGCUUGGCCCACCUGCCAAAUGGGGAGGGAGCUUUCCUCACUCUGCUCUUUCACAUCAUGGCAUGGGCUGCUUUUGGGGCCUGGGUUGGGCUUGGGCCCUGAGGUCACAGAGCAGAUGGUCCCGAAUGGAGCUCAGGAUGUGUGGUGUAUGCCAGGGCAGGCCCAAAGCCCAGGUGGUAGUGUGGGGGAAACAGUACAUCGCAGAGACUCAGAGCCCUCCAUUUCCUUGACUCCUGGCCAGAAAUGCCCCAGGGGGUGGGAAGAGGAAUUGGGGAGACCCAGCCUGGAUGUGAAGAAGUAUGAGCCCCCUUCCCCACUCCUCCUCCCUUGCAGGAGUUGCCUCUGUCAGCCUGCAACCCAGGACCCCGCUCCCCCCCCCGCCCCGAGUUCUGAUUAUACCUGCUCUCAUGCCUCUGUGAUCAGAAUCGGGCCUCUUCACCUCUGCAAGCCCCAGCUUUCGUCUCUCCAAGCUGGCUAUGAGGAACUGGGUCUGUGCCAUCCUCCCAGGUUUGUAAGGGGUCAGGAGGGGUUAAACCACCAGCGUGUUUCUUCCAUUUGCUGGGAUGAUUUCUUCUGAAGCUGCAGAAGGUGGUAGGGUCUUGAAACAUGGUCUUUCCUUAGAAAAGUGGACCUCAUCUGUCCCAACUUGGGAAACUAUUACCCCAGUGAGGGUGGGAAUUGUCCUAAGACCGUCUCCCACCCCUGCCUUGCCCUGGGAGGAAAGGGUGGGGGGGUCUCAGGAAUGUGAUGAGUGCUGUGAAGAGACACACAUUCGAUGUACACCCCAGUCCUCCUGUGUGCUUAGCAACUCCCCAGACCUCCAUCCCUUGGCUCCCAGGUAGUACCCUAGGGCGGGCAGGGUCUGAUUUGGGCACUUGGGUAGCAACAGAGGCAGCCACCGCUCCCACGGCCCUUAGCCCUUCUUCCUCAGUCCUCUGCUAGGUGUAUGGGGUGAGGGAGGAGGUCCAGGCUCUCUUCCUGGCCAUGCUGCGCACCCUGAGGGGACUUGGCUCCAAGACAGCCCCUAAGGGUGGCCCGAGCCCUGGUGUCAGGCAGGCAAGGGUUAAAAGGUAUGGGCCGGCCCAGUCCCUGGCCAGGUAGGCUGGGCCAUUGCCUAGUGGGAGGCGGCCUAGGCAUCCGCCACUGAGCUCACCCGCUUAUUGCCACUACCAGCCGGAGCAGGGCCUGGUCGAGACAACUAUUUUUUUUUUCGUUGAGAUACCUGAGGUCACCCCACAGCACCUCUCUGGCAUUGGCAAGACUCCUGACUGUGGCCCAUGGGCCUCUGAGGAGGCAUUGUAAGUCCGCCCAGCUCCCCUCUUGCUGUGCUCCCACUCAAUGGGAAGGGAACCAAGGUACCAGGGCCUUGACAUUGACACAGAUUCUGAGAGGGCAGACCAAGCAGGCCUUGUCCAGCCAUCAGCCGCGGCCUCUUGACAGCACCAGGAUGGAAGUCAAAGCUGCCCUGUUUGGAGAGGCUGCCCCCCAAGUGAAGUCAGAGCGGCUGCGGGGGCUGCUCGACCGGCAGCGGGCCCUGCAGGAGGCCCUGAGCCUGAAACUUCAGGAACUACGAAAAGUGUGUCUCCAGGAGGCGGAGCUGACUGGCCAGCUGCCCCCUGAGUGCCCGCUGGAGCCUGGUGAGCGGCCCCAGUUGGUGCGCCGGCGGCCCCCUGCAGCCCGUGCCUACCCUCCACUGCACCCUAAUCCAGCGCACCACUCCUUGUGCCCCGCCAAGGUCCCGCAGGAGCUGGCGCUCGAGGCCCUGGAGCGCGAGGUGUCAGUGCAGCAGCAGAUUGCGGCCGCUGCCCGCCGCCUGGCCUUGGCCCCCGAGCUCAGCGCUGAGCAGCGCCGACGCCGGCGCCAGGUCCAGGCAGAUGCUCUGCGGAGGCUGCACGAGCUGGAGGAGCAGCUCGGGGAUGUCCGGGCCCACCUCGGCCUCCCGGGGCUCCCGCCACCCCAGCCCCUGCCGCUGUCCACCGGGACCGUUAUCACCGCCCAGGGAGUCUGCCUGGGCACACGCCUUGCUCAGCUCAGCCAAGAGGACGUCGUUCUGCACUCGGAGAGCAGCUCCCUCUCAGAGUCUGGGGCCAGCCAUGAUAAUGAGGAGCCCCGUGGCUGCUUCCCUCUGGCUGAGCGCCCUUCACCACCCAAGGCCUGGGACCAGCUGCGGGCAGUAUCUGGGGGCAGCCCUGAGCGGCGAACUCCAUGGAAACCACCCCCAUCGGAUCUUUAUGGGGAUCUGAAGAGCCGACGGAACUCUGUGGCCAGCCCCACCAGCCCCACACGCUCGCUGCCCAGGAGUGCCUCCAGUUUUGAGGGGCGAAGUGUGCCUGCCACCCCUGUCCUCACCCGGGGCGCUGGCCCCCAGCUCUGCAAACCUGAAGGCCUCCAUUCUCGCCAGUGGUCCGGCAGCCAGGACUCCCAGAUGGGCUUCCCCCGGGCGGACGCUGUCUCUGACCGCACCUCCCUCUUCGCAGCUCGCACCCGCCGCAGCAACAGCUCCGAGGCCCUGCUGGUGGACCGGGCAGCUAGUGGGGGAGCUGGCUCCCCGCCUGCGCCUCUGGUUCCCCCUGCCGCCGGUCCUCCGGUCUGCAAGAGCAGUGAAGUGCUAUAUGAGCGCCCCCAACCGACCCCUGCCUUCUCCUCCCGCACAGCUGGUCCCCCCGACCCUCCCCGGGCUGCCCGGCCCAGCUCAGCUGCUCCUGCCUCCCGCGGGGGCCCCCGGCUCCCACCUGUGUGUGGGGACUUCUUCUUGGACUAUUCCCUGGACCGGGGCCUGCCCCGCGGUGGCGGCGGGACAGGCUGGGGGGACCUGCUGCCUGCAGCUGAGGUCCCAGGACCCCUCUCCCGCCGGGAUGGGCUCCUCGCCAUGCUCCCAGGCCCACCGCCUGUAUAUGCGGCUGACGGCAGCAGCCCCCUCCUCCGCAGCAAGGAUCCCCACAGCCGUGCUACCCGCGCCAAGCCCUGUGGCCUGACCCUGGAGGCUGCCGAGGGUCCAGAGGUGCAUCCCAACCCUCUGCUGUGGAUGCCCCCACCCGCCCGUAUGCCCCCAGCCGGUGAGCGCAGCGGCCACAAGAGCCUCGCCCUGGAGGGGCUGCGGGACUGGUACAUCCGGAACUCGGGACUGGCUGCAGGGCCCCAGCGCCGGCCUGGGCUCCCACACAUGGGCCCGCAGCACCCGCCCUUCCUCCAUGCCCGCUGCUAUGAGGUGGGCCAGACGCUGUAUGGGGCCCCCAGCCAGGCGCCGCUCCCGCACUCAAGGAGUUUCACGGCGCCCCCUGUCUCCGGCAGGUAUGGGGGAUGCUUUUACUGAUGGGUAGGGGUCUCUUGAGGCAGGUGGCAAAGGUGUCCAGGCCAGGGAGCAUCUAGUCAUGGUAGCUAAUGACGUGGACCGCAAGAGAAGUAGCCGCAGCCUUGGCCCGGGGUCACUGGGCCCUGCCUGACCGCGUUAGUCCGUGGGGUCUUGGUGGAGGGGUAUCUUGGGCCCUGGUAGCAGCAGUUCUUCACCAAGCUUUACAAGAAUUUUAAUAUUUGAACAAUCAGUGCAUGUCAGCUGAAAAUGAGCCUUGAAACUAGGGUGCUGGGAGGAAGGGAUGUCCUGUGCCCCUCGCCUUUCUCUUCUUCUUUUCACCGUGCCCCACACUUGCGAGCCUAAAGGUGCUGUCCUGUGCCUGCCUCCACGUCUUUAACGAGCCUCUUUUCCUCUCUCUUUCUGUGUCUUGUCUGUCUUUUCCUCUCUCCUCUGUCUUCCCACCCUGUCCUCCGGAUUCCUGCUACCCCUUCUAAAGAUACUACGCGGACUUCCUGUACCCCCCGGAGCUGAGCGCUCGUUUAAGUGACCUGACGCUAGAGGGGGAGCAGUCCUCCAGCUCUGACCCCCAGACCCCAGGGACACUGGUCUGACCCCUUCUGAUAUGCCCCUUGUUGGCUUGGGCAUGACUCCAGUCUGGGGAGCACACAGCUGACCUCGCUGAGCCCUGGGGUGUGGUUGCUCUCGGUCCUGGGGGACACCAACCUGAUCUUCCAAGGCCCCUGGCUCCCUGUGGGCCCACGAAGGUGUCUGACACCCUGCGUCUCCUCUCAUGCUGUGUUGGGGACGGGGGGCUCUCUGCCAGCUUAAAAGGGAGGGGAUAAUGUAAUGGGGACUCCAAGCCCCUUCCUCCAGUUCUGUUUACAGUUGUGAUUUAGGUAUUCACUGUCUUCCCCCAACGCUAGACAUUUUAUAAAAAGGGAAACUGUGAUCUCGUCCUGGUUGGGUUCAUUCCUGUCCCCACGCCCAGCCUGUUCCAUUCAGGAACCCCCUCUACAAAAUGGACCAUAUGGUCUCAGGGCCCAGUUUGGGGCAGCCAGGAGACUCUGGUGUGAGCAGAACUCCCCGCCACUCCCCCACUGGGGCAGUUUUUCUUGGGGAAGGGCCCACAUUUGGAAGGAAUGAAGUCUCUGUCCACAUUUGGAAGGACUGAAGUUUGGGUGGGGGGCUUGGGUUCAUUUUCCCUCCCCCAGGGGUGCCUGAAGGUGCCCCAGUCCCUGUCUGCCUGUCUGUGCCCGCUGCCUCUGCCCACAGAGUGAGAUGGCCCAGUCUUUGGCGGCAGCCUCUGCUCCGACUAUCCCCAAUCAGGAGGCCCCGCAGGAGGACCAAAGGGCAGAGCCAUUGGGUGUGUUGUGUCCUGGGAUGCUGCGGUGGUGGAACCUGGCAUCGGGUAGAUGCCAGUGAAAUCCUCAAGUGACGUCUCGCCACAGGUUACGUCACGUCUUCCUUGGCUUUCCUUCCAUCCACCACUUUUUAAACAAAUUCACACAAGCUGUGUUUUCUAUGAUACCUGUCUGUGACGUUCUGGAGCUGGGGGUUCCCCUACCCCCUUUACCUGGUGUUAAACUUUUCUUUUUGUACCAAUGGAUCUGGGCCCAAGACACUACCCACACUGGAAGGGGAUUUCUAUAAUAAAUGUGUAAACUGAACCCAUACAUUGCUUCCCUAUCUGCCUUGCCUUGGGGGCCCACAUCUUUAGCUAAGACUAGAUAAUGUAUUUUUACAAGAAAAAAAUAUAUAGUACUGUGGA